This is a messenger RNA of Symphalangus syndactylus (siamang), 441 nucleotides long. Its product is annotated as short transient receptor potential channel 6-like. The record is from RefSeq and is a predicted model, not a curated record. Gene Ontology annotation, cellular component: cation channel complex; plasma membrane. Gene Ontology annotation, molecular function: store-operated calcium channel activity; inositol 1,4,5 trisphosphate binding. NCBI's taxonomy places the organism in Eukaryota, Metazoa, Chordata, Mammalia, Primates, Hylobatidae. Gene Ontology annotation, biological process: regulation of cytosolic calcium ion concentration; calcium ion transmembrane transport; single fertilization.
UGUGGCCUUUAUGAUUGGAAUUUCAACCUCUACUUCUACUACAUUGAUGUAAAACAAAAUGAAGCCUUCACAACAGUUGAAGAGAGUUUUAAGACACUGUUCUGGGCUAUAUUUGGACUUUCUGCAGUGAAAUCAGUGGUCAUCAACUAUAACCACAAAUUCAUUGAAAACAUUGGUUAUGUUCUUUAUGGAGUCUAUGAUGUUACAAUGGUCAUUGUUUUGCUAAAUAUGUUAAUUGCCAUGAUCACCAGUUCAUUCCAGGAAAUUGAGGAUGACGCUGAUGUGGAGUGGAAAUUUGCAAGGGCCAAACUCUGGUUUUCCUGCUUUGGGGAGGGGAGAGCACUUCCUGUUCCCUUCAAUCUGGUGCCAGGUCUGGGGUCCCUGUUUUGUCUCUUGCUGAAGCUUAAAGGGUGGAUUUCUGAGCUCUACCCAGGGUCAUAA